UUCCUGCCAUGCAGUAGAGCAGAGUCAGUGUCGGCUCUCUGCUAUAUGGGUUUCUGCUGUACAUGCUAUUCAAUGCCGGAUCUGCUAUACAGUUCUGUGCAGUGUCGGCUCCGCCAUGCGUCUGAGGGAGAAUCGUCUGAGGCAUGAUGGUGUUUAGGAUGACCAAGUUGUGGCUGAAGGAGGACAGCGAUUGGUGUGAGGGAGGAGGCGGGACGCCAUUUAGCCUGAGGGAGGACGGAGUUGCGGCUGAUGACUGAAGGCGAUUAGUCCGAGGGAGGAGGCAGGACCCCUGACGGAGUUCUCUAUGAGAAAUCACCUUAAAGACUCAUGGAGCCGAUACGCUUUAAACCGCCCCUGUACGAACAGCGAUAUGAAUUUGUGAAAUCUUACAUCGAUACUCACAAACCCAAAAAGGUUGCAGAUUUGGGAUGCAGUGAAUGUUCUCUUCUCCAUAAGCUGAAGUUUCGGAGCUGCAUCCAGGAGCUUGUCGGUGUGGACAUUGAUGAGGACAUAUUGAAAAGAAAAGGGUAUACCUUAACUCCUCUCCCAGUCCAUUACCUGGAUCCACUGGAAAGACCCUUGACUGUAACUUUGUACCAUGGAUCUGUGUGUGAGAAGGAUCCCGCUCUGCUCGGAUUGGACCUGAUAACUUGCAUUGAGCUGAUCGAACAUCUAGUAACUGAGGACCUUGAGAAGUUCCAGGACGCGCUCUUUGGUUUUAUGGCUCCUGACGCUGUAUUGAUCAGUACUCCGAAUGUAGAGUUUAAUGUCUUACUUUCUGACAAUUCACGCUUCAGACACCCAGACCACAAGUUUGAAUGGAACAGGAAAGAGUUUCAGACCUGGGCCAUGAAUAUGUCCAGGACGUACAAUUACACGGUAGAGUUUACUGGAGUUGGAGAAGCCGGACCAGAAAGUCAAGAUGUUGGUUACUGCUCCCAAAUUGGAAUAUUCACCAAGAACUACAUGGAGACUGAGGAAUCCAUAAGUAACAAGAAGAAGUACAAAGGUGUUUACAGGAGCGUUCUUCAUGUGGUAUAUCCAAGUAUUCAAGAUGAAAGGUAUCUCCGUAAAGUAGUCCUGACCGCCGCUCUGUCCCAUGCAGAAUGUAUCAAAGCCAACUUCUUGCGUAAUCUCUUCCCUGAAGAAGAUGGGGACCAGACCAAUAUGGCGGACAAUAAGGACAAACCACCCGUUUUGUCAAAGUGGCUUCCUAGUCUCCAGACUGCAACGGAAAGCAAUACCAGACCUCCAUUUCUGGAAGGAGAUGCUAUUCAUGUACCCAUCGAAACUCUCUUUGCCAUUCCAAGGGUGAAGGAACUUUGUGGAAGUCUUGAUGUCCUCCGAAAUAUGAUGAAUGGAGAAAUUACGCUGAGUGCGGAUGGUAGCGCCAUUGUAUAUCCUCUACAUGUAGAGAAUGAUUUGGAUUCUGAUAUGAGCAAUGGCUGAUUUAGAUUUAAAGGGGUGCUCCGGUGGGAAAACAAUUUGAAAGUUAAAAACAGAUUUGUAAAUUACUUCUAUUUAAAAAUCUUAAUCCUUCCAGUACAUAUCAGCUGCUGUAUACUCAAGAGGAAGUUCUUUUCUUUUUGGUUUCCGGGACUGGGGACGUGACGUCACGCCAU
This is a messenger RNA of Hyla sarda, 1622 nucleotides long. It is a transcript of the gene HENMT1, whose product is annotated as HEN methyltransferase 1. Bases 328 to 1449 code for a protein of 373 amino acids. Gene Ontology annotation, molecular function: O-methyltransferase activity; RNA methyltransferase activity. NCBI's taxonomy places the organism in Eukaryota, Metazoa, Chordata, Amphibia, Anura, Hylidae. The transcript has 7 exons. The record is from RefSeq and is a predicted model, not a curated record. Gene Ontology annotation, biological process: siRNA processing; piRNA processing; RNA methylation. Gene Ontology annotation, cellular component: nucleus; cytoplasm.